UGAUAAGGCAUAUCUGGAGCAAAAGGGGAGCAUCAGAGUCGUCUCCUAAAUCCUAAUUUCUCCAGCGUCCGAUCUUCUCUUUCAACUACUCUCUCUCUUCAUCGCCUUCAACGCCGAUCCAUCUUACGCUUCGCCUUUAUUUACGCACUUCUCCAAUUCAUCGGGUUUAGUAUUUCAAAUUUAUGGCGGAUGCACCGACAAGUCCAGGCGGUGGAAGCCAUGAAAGCGGUGACCAAAGCCCGCGUUCCAAUGUUCGGGAGCAGGACAGGUAUCUUCCUAUUGCUAAUAUUAGUCGGAUUAUGAAGAGAGCUUUGCCUGCUAAUGGCAAAAUUGCUAAGGAUGCUAAAGAGACUGUUCAGGAAUGUGUUUCUGAGUUCAUCAGCUUCAUUACUAGCGAGGCUAGUGAUAAGUGUCAAAGGGAAAAGAGAAAGACCAUUAAUGGGGAUGAUUUGCUUUGGGCUAUGGCAACUCUAGGGUUUGAAGAAUAUAUUGAUCCUCUUAAGGUCUACUUGACUCGUUACCGGGAGAUGGAGGGCGAUACAAAGGGGUCUGCUAAGGGUGGUGAAACCUCGGGCAAAAGGGAUGCAAUGGGAAAUCAACAACCUCAGCUUGCUCAUCAAGGCUCUUUUAAUCAGGCCAUGAACUAUGGAAACUCGCAGGCCCAGCAUCUAAUGGUUCCUAUGCAAGGCCCGGAGUAGGUAUUACCUGCAAUUCAUUGAUAUUACAUAUAAUUGACGAUUUCAGUGACGGGGAGUUUUAUUACCUUCCCACUGAAGUCUGAAGUCCAUUUCAUCAGUGCUAUAGGAAAAACUUAUAUCAAGGAUACUUUUCUCAUUCUUAGCAAUUUAGGUUUUGUAGGGGCUGUUUGUCUCGUUUAUCAGGUAAGUCUGAUAGUUCUGUAUAUGAAAUUGUGAGCGGUUUGUCACAAGACGUAUAAGAGAUCCUAAUUAUAUCGACCUUGAGUGAUGCAUAAUUUAUUAUUAAUUUUUUUUAUUGAUUAUAUCAUUUUUGGUUGGCUCA
Molecule: messenger RNA, 1020 nt
Organism: Chenopodium quinoa (quinoa)
Lineage: Eukaryota; Viridiplantae; Streptophyta; Magnoliopsida; Caryophyllales; Amaranthaceae
Product: nuclear transcription factor Y subunit B-10-like
Exons: 7
Coding region: 183-698 (171 amino acids)
Biological process (GO): regulation of transcription by RNA polymerase II
Cellular component (GO): CCAAT-binding factor complex; nucleus
Molecular function (GO): RNA polymerase II cis-regulatory region sequence-specific DNA binding; protein heterodimerization activity; DNA-binding transcription activator activity, RNA polymerase II-specific
Source: RefSeq, a predicted model, not a curated record